AUACGGAGCUGAGUGUGGGUCUCAAAGGCCUUCUGGGGGCUGUGGGGAGUGUUGUGGGAACACUCAGUGACAUCGAACGGUCGCCGGUGCAAUUAGAUGCGCUGCUGAUCGACAACCUCAGAGCAGACAGCACUGUACUACUCAACACAGUGGUACAGCACUUCACAUCGCAGGCAAUGCGACAGGUGUGUCGCAUGGUCUGUAUGAUAGGGGGUGUUAGGGUUUGGUUGGUUGUGGCUGUAUGUACCGAUGCGCUGCUGAUCGAUAACCUCAGAGCAAACAGCACUGUACUACUCAACACAGUGGUACAGCACUUCACAUCGCAGGCAAUGCGACAG
Messenger RNA from Sphaeroforma arctica JP610, 338 nucleotides. RefSeq lists its product as hypothetical. NCBI's taxonomy places the organism in Eukaryota, Ichthyosporea, Ichthyophonida. The record is from RefSeq and is a predicted model, not a curated record. The transcript has a single exon. The annotation marks the transcript as partial.